GUGAGUGCAACAUGAAGGCAUUUCUAUCCAUACUCUUUGUGACUUCGGUCCUAGCCGAACCCAGCAAAGUCGUUCAAAAACGAAGCGGCCUCGUCGGCCACCUCGGCGCUCCGCUCCACGGCUACGGCCUCGCCCCAGGGCUAGGCCUCGCGCACGGAAUACCGUCCGGCUACGCGCUAGGCCUCCACGGAGGGACCGUGGUGAGCGCGGACGUGCAAACGACGGUCACGAAGCACAUCGGCGUGCCGGUUCCGGCGCCGUAUCCGGUGGCGGUUGAUCGGCCAGUGCCGUAUCCGGUCAAGGUAGCUGUUCCCUAUCCGGUGGACCGUCCGUACGCCGUGGCCGUACCGCGUCCGUACCCGGUGCCCGUGGAGAAGCCGGUAGCCGUGCCGGUUGACCGUCCGGUGCCGGUGCCCGUGCCGCAUGCCGUCCCGGUGCCCGUUAUCAAACAGGUGGGAGUCCCCGUACCACAACCGUACCCCGUAGCGGUCCCGAAGCCCGUCGCCGUUCCCGUGCCCCAGCCGUACGCCGUCCCCGUCGGACACGGAAUCGGACACGGAUACGGACUCGGACACGGGCUCGCACACGGGUUGGUCGGACACGGAUUGAUCGGGCACGGAUACUCCCAUGGCAUCUCAGCGUAUGAUGUUCAUGGACAUGGGAAGGUCUGGUAAAGGGGUUGAAACGUUUGUUAGGUGAUUUUCUGGAA
This is a messenger RNA of Cydia amplana, 709 nucleotides long. RefSeq names its product tetra-peptide repeat homeobox protein 1-like. The transcript is spliced from 4 exons. The record is from RefSeq and is a predicted model, not a curated record. The coding region runs from base 12 to 674 and encodes 220 amino acids. Lineage: Eukaryota; Metazoa; Arthropoda; Insecta; Lepidoptera; Tortricidae.